CAUCAACAAAUCAAAAUGAACGCGAUUUUGCAAAGCAGGAUUUUAAAGUGAGAAUAAUGUGAUACUCACACCCAAUUCCGAUGUGUGAGCUUUACUUUGGACAAAGAUAAGAGAAAAAAAAAUGUGGUGGUUGGGAAGAAAAGGGCCUUCUGGAUUCUCAGCUUCCUCUACUGCUGAGGAAGUUACUCAGGGAAUUGAUGGCUCUGACCUCACUGCCAUUGUUACAGGGGCAACAAGUGGUAUUGGUGUUGAAACUGCACGUGCACUUGCAUUGCGUGGUGUCCAUGUUGUCAUGGGGAUCAGAAAUAUGACAGCUGGUGGGGAGAUCAAGGAAACAAUAUUAAGAUAUAACCCGAUUGCAAAAAUUGACAUGAUGGAGCUGGACCUAAGUUCAAUGGAAUCAGUGAGGACAUUUGCAUCGCAAUUCAAUUCUCGCGGUCUUCCUCUGAAUAUACUUGUUAAUAAUGCAGGAAUCAUGGCAACACCAUUCAAGCUUUCAAAAGACAAAAUAGAAUUACAGUUUGCAACAAACCACAUAGGUCAUUUCCUUUUGACAAACUUAUUGCUUGAAACAAUGAAACGGACUGCUAUUGAACAGAGGAAGGAGGGAAGGGUUGUAAAUGUCUCAUCAAGACGUCAUAAAUUAUCAUAUCCUGAAGGGAUUAGAUUUGAUAAAAUCAAUGAUAAAUCAGGGUAUAACAGUUUGUCUGCAUAUGGGCAGUCAAAGCUUGCUAAUGUGUUGCAUACCAAUGAGCUCGCAAGACGGCUAAAGCAGGAGGAGGGCACAAACAUAACUGCAAACUCAGUUAGCCCGGGACCAAUUGCCACCAAUCUAUUUCGUUAUCACAGUUUAAUGGAGGUGUUUGUUGGUAUACUUGGUAAAUAUGCGAUGAAAAAUAUACAGCAGGGAGCAGCAACCACAUGUUAUGUUGCAUUGCAUCCACAAGUUAAAGGGUUGACUGGCUGCUACUUUGCGGAUAGUAACUUAGCUGAAGCAAGUUCACAAGCAUCCGAUCCAGAGGUGGCAAGGAAACUGUGGGAGUAUAGCUCUGAUUUGGUUAAAUUUUGAUAUUAUGUUACCUAAGGAGUAGGGACUAAUAUCUAGUGAAAGUUUUCAAACAUAUUAAUGAUCCAUUAAACAUUCACUUGACCUUUACCUUUUUCCCUUGUACAGAGGAAUAUAUGCUUAGUUUACAAUCACAAAUUUAGAGAUACUUGUAAUCUGAUUUUGUCUCUAAAUAAACUGCACUUCUAUUAGAUGACCUAAGAUAUAUAUUUGAUUGUGAUUUUUGUAACA
Glycine soja is the source of this 1297-nucleotide messenger RNA. Its product is annotated as short-chain dehydrogenase TIC 32, chloroplastic-like. The transcript has 8 exons. The coding region runs from base 122 to 1069 and encodes 315 amino acids. The record is from RefSeq and is a predicted model, not a curated record. Lineage: Eukaryota; Viridiplantae; Streptophyta; Magnoliopsida; Fabales; Fabaceae.